Messenger RNA from Rotaria socialis, 864 nucleotides. Lineage: Eukaryota; Metazoa; Rotifera; Eurotatoria; Philodinida; Philodinidae. The record is from the annotation of a GenBank genome assembly.
AUGGCUAAAUAUAUAUCAACAUAUGCAUGCCAAAUAAAUUAUUCAACAGAAAGACAAAGUUGGAUGUAUGCAACCGAUAAUUUACCAGAUUUUAAUGACAUGAUGAAUGAAGUUAAAAAAUGGAGUAAUCAAAAUAAUAAAUAUUUAAUUCGUCAUACAAUAACACAUAAUCUCCUUUUAAUGGGAAAGACUCGAAGUGGAAAAACAACAAUUGCAAAAGUUAUUGAAAAUCCUUGUUAUAUGCCACCUGAUGGAAAAAUUUAUUCUGAAACAAAACAAAUAACCAUUCAUUCUGUUUCGACAGCAUUAAUUAAUUCAAAUAGUAUUUAUUCUUUAAAUAUAAUUGAUACACCUGGCAUGUUUGAUAAAGUAAAACAACAAAAUAAAACAAUUAAAAAUGAUAAAAUAAAACGAAGUAUUGAUAAAUGUAUGGAACAAGAUGUUACUAAUAUACAUUUAUUUGCAUUUGUUAUUAAUUUACAAACAAAUUUAGAUAUCGAAGAUAUUUAUUCAAUGAUUUUUGUGAAAGAAAAAUAUCCAUUUUUACAUGAAUAUAUUUGUUUAAUUGUAACACAUGCAGAAGAAACAAAUUGGCAACAACGAGAAGAUAAAAUAAAUGAUUUUUUUCAAUCUGAUCUUGUUCAGAAAAAUAAUUUAAAAGGUUUUUUUGGUAAAAAGAUUUUUUUUAUGGGUUCAUUACGUCCUGAAUUAGUUAAUUAUCCAAAUAAACAAUCUGUUUGUCAACAAAUUAAAAAUGUUCAUCAAAUGCGCGAUAUUUUUAUGGAUUACAUUAUUCAUUUAGAUCCUACUAAUUAUUUUAAUAUACACCGUGUUAAUAUGCCAAAUAACUGUCAAAUUUUAUAA